AUGGCGACCAACGAACAGCCUAUACCUGUCGCCACCGAUGGGAAGGUGAAUCAGCAGAUCACCAUCACCGGAACUGAUAGUGAAGUAACCGAUAUUGAACACAACGAUCCGAGGUCAUACAAGUCGUCGCCAUGGAGGAAGUUUGUGGGCAUCUUCUGGGACUCUGUCGAUGGCUCGCCGAAGAGGAGGCGGUAUAUUCAGAAGCUGGACACAUAUCUCCUUUCGUACAUUUGUCUGGGGUACUUUAUCAAGCAGAUCGAUCAGACUAAUAUGAGCAAUGCAUAUGUCAGUGGCAUGAAAGAAGAUCUCGAGCUAUACGGCAAUGAGCGAAACUGGCUCAACACUUACUUCAACGUCGGUAUCAUUCUCGGCACUCUCCCAGCCCAAAUGAUCCAGCUCCGUUGGGUGAGGCCCUCAAUCUGGAUCCCCUGCUGCGAACUCUUCUGGUCCAUCUUCGUCAUCGGCAUGGGCUUUGCCAAGAAUGUCGAGACGCUCUACGUCCUCCGCUUCUUCGUUGGAUUUGCGGAGGCAUGCUGCUUCCCAGGCUUUGCCGCUUUACUUGGAGGCUGGUACGGACCCAUGGAGCUUGGUAAGAGAGCGGGUCUCUUCGAGCAAAGUAGUGCGAUUGGUGAGAUGGUGUCUGGAUACCUUCAGGCCGCGCUGUAUACUGGACUGAACGGCACGGCGGGUAAAGCUGGAUGGCAGUGGAUGUUCGUCUUUGAUGGGAUUAUUGGGAUUCCGAUUGCGAUUUGGGGAUUGUUUGCGAUUCCGGAUCUGCCCCAUACGACGAGGGCGUUUUACUUCGGCAAGGAGGAGAAAGAGUACGGCAUUGAACGGGUGGAGUCUUUUGGUCGGGCACCGCCGGAGAAGUUGACGUUCAGAUCUAUCGGGAGGGUCUUCACGAAUUGGCGACUUUGGGCGUUUGUGCUGCCGUAUCUUAUGGUUGGACAGGCAAAUGGUGGUACGAGGUACUUCAAUCUCUGGCUUAAGGACAAGGGUUACAGCGUUGUCGACACGAACACGCUGCCCACCGCUGGAAACGCCCUCAGCAUCGUCGCAGCCAUCGGCUUCGGAGUCGCAGCGGACUACACCGGCCAUAACGCGAUCCUAAUCGUAGCCGUUGAGCUCCUGGUCAUCGCAGCGAACAUCAUCCUCUCGGUCUGGUACGUCCCCAAUCCAGUCAUCCUCUUCGCCAAUUACCUUCUAUACGUUGGCUUCGCCGCACAGCCAAUUGUCAUUGCCUGGGGACAUCAUCUGGCCGCGGCGGAUCCGAAUCUGAGACAAUUACUGGUGGCGACCGGAAACGUCAUCUCGUACUGCUUCAAUGCUUGGCUACCGCUUGGAUUGUUCCCGACUUACGAUGCGCCGAAAUACGAUUAUGGGUAUCAGAUCCUUAUCUUGUUCUCUGUCCUGGCGAUCGGUGGCACGGUAGCCAAGAAAGCCAACACUGUGCCGAACCCUAUGCGGGCCCUACUCGCUUUCGCUUUCGCGCUGGGCACAUAUGCAGGUACAAAUGCCCAAGCACCAGCACCAGCCCCAGCUCCAGAGACCUACGCCAUCAUGCCUCUCCAAACCAACACCACACCCUUCCCGCCCACCUCCAUCGCCUUCGUGGCAAAACACCCAGACAUGUCCUUCGAAGACUUCAAGACCCAUUACGAGACUCAACACAUCCCGCUGUUCCUCUCGCUCGUGGACGGGUCCAGGUACAUCGAAUCUUACAUCCUGCAAUACGCCCCUCGCAACGAGACCACAACGAAACCACAACUUUUCACCCCACCCCAAGGCAGCGAGGACUGGGAGUAUGAUGCGAUAGCGAGUAUCGUGUAUAAGAGCCAGGAGGCUUAUGAGGAGUUGGGUAAGAAGUACGCGGAGCAUUAUGAGACGAUCUCGGAUGACGAGGCGAAGUUUAUUGAUCAGGCGAAGUUGAGGGCUGUGGUUGUGAGGGAGGGUGAGAUUACCCAGUUUGUGUUGAAGUGA
Fulvia fulva is the source of this 1980-nucleotide messenger RNA. RefSeq names its product MFS transporter PfmaC. The record is from RefSeq and is a predicted model, not a curated record. The coding region runs from base 1 to 1980 and encodes 659 amino acids. Lineage: Eukaryota; Fungi; Ascomycota; Dothideomycetes; Mycosphaerellales; Mycosphaerellaceae. The transcript is spliced from 6 exons. Gene Ontology annotation, cellular component: membrane. Gene Ontology annotation, biological process: transmembrane transport. Gene Ontology annotation, molecular function: oxidoreductase activity; transmembrane transporter activity.